AUGUCGUACUCAACUUUCGACCCUCAGCGAUCGGCUGAACUUCAUGAUGAAAUCCUGCGGUAUGCAUGGACUGGUGCCGGUCAUGAUAUUGAUUCGCUCCCGUCCACAACUUGGUGGGAGGAGUGUCGCCCAGUCGGCCUCGAGUCACGCUUAACUUCCAAACUCGCUCAGUUCCUCCGUUCAGCUAGAUCUACUCCAUCACGGGCAUGGUCAGACAAUGAUCCUGGGUUUCACUUGUUCUACUUUCUUAGGGGGCUACAGAUCGGCGACAAUAUGCUCCGGUACCCUUUGCUCGAUGAUGAGAAUGACCGAUUCGUGUAUCUAUAUGAAUCUACAGGCUGUUACAGUUGUGGUGAGGAAGUUGGCAUAGUAUUUGACCAAAAAACUGAGCUAGCUGCCUAUAUCCCUGACUGGCAAUUUAGUAGACUUGUCAUCGAUAAUGCAGGAUGCUGGAUGCCACUCCAACAAAUACUCGGGGCUUACCUAGAGAUGAUUGAAGAGGGAAAAGUGAAGACGUCUACUGAAAUAAAGGAGGCAUUUUCCCAAUUCUUCCCAUGGGAGUAUCAUCAAUACACGCAGCGAGAUGUCGACAAGUCAGUCACUGCGUUCACUCGCCUCCUCGAUGCAAUUGAAUGCAGAAUGCCAUUUCAGUCGGACAAAAUAGAUAUCAAGUAUCCGCAGUCUGUGCUUGAUGAAGCUUUCACUCCCCAAAGGUCCUUCGUCAGGUCAUUUCUCUCUGCACUUCCUCCGCGUCAGGUUCAUUUUCGCUUUAUUGCUCCAGGAAUUUGGUUACAGUCUAUCGACGAAUUAAAGAUUCAGCCCUUUGCAGUUCACAAUGCUGGCAGUCAACGUGGGUUGGACGACGAAGAUGAGCAUAAUAACGAAGACGAGGAAAUCCCAUUCCUUCUCUUUCGAGCAGAUGGAUCCAAUGUUUCACCAUGGGAUCAUCCAUUCAACAACGUUGAUUGCCCCGCUGGUUUAUACAUUGAAGGAAUCCAGAAAGAUAGAGCACAGGACUUCGGGAAUAUGUCUAGACUGCUUCUUCCUUUUGGUAUUGGAUCGAAAGGACACGCUCGAGAUAGCACGGGGAGGCAGAUUGGAUUCUACGGAAGUCCGAUAAAACUCAAAGACAACUCCCAUGAGCUUUAUCAGGUUUGCGAUUCAAAUGGAUUUUUGGAAAAUCAUGGUGUCCAGCUUCAUAAAGUGCUAGUGAAUUGGGCGGAAAGAGUUGAGUCGGGCGAUUGGGAGGUGGACGAGAAUGGGGUUGCGGGCGAGAUUGAGAAGUUCAAGGAUGCUGAUACGCCUGAAAAUUGGGAGAAGUAUCAAAUUCUGCUGUCGUGGUGA
Messenger RNA from Penicillium nucicola, 1344 nucleotides. RefSeq lists its product as uncharacterized. The record is from RefSeq and is a predicted model, not a curated record. The transcript has 2 exons. Bases 1 to 1344 code for a protein of 447 amino acids. NCBI's taxonomy places the organism in Eukaryota, Fungi, Ascomycota, Eurotiomycetes, Eurotiales, Aspergillaceae.